CAACUUUCUGGCUUCAUCAGUUGAACAAAGCGCCCGUUUGGUGGAAGCAGUGGGCAAGCUCCUCGGAGUCCUGGUUGCCUCGAGAGUCUACAAUUGGCCCAGCAGAUAGUGUGCUGGAGCCGAGCUGAAUGCGCUGCUGCACGCAGGAGGGGCGCCUUCCGCAGCAGCUUCAGACUCAUUCUAAAGUUCUCAUCUCAUCUGACUUUGUCAUUGCAGACCAACAGCAAGGAAGAGGCCGAAAAUAAGCUUCAGGAUUGCCCUUGUGGAAACAAGAGCGGUCCCUCUUGGCUUCAUGCGAAUUUGGCUCAAAAUGAGUUUAUAUGCUUGUAGGAGAUCGUUUCAGAGACUGUAGCAAAGCAGGGGACCCGUCAGCAGGUGUGGCCAGCAAGACCGAUGGCUACUCUUGAGGCUUUCCUGGAGCAGUCCGCCUCGUACAUUAGAGACACUUUGCCGGGGCUGCCAGCAUACAGUAGAGUCGCCAGAAAGCAGAUUGAGCAGCAGAUCACUCAGUGUCUGGAAAAGUACCGCGGCCUGGCCCUCCGCUUGGACAACUACGCCCCUGAUGGCAGCACGAGCGAGCCAACCAACAUGGCACUGUUGGCAUUGGAGGGCACAAUCCCUAUGAGCUACCGGGACAAGCUGUACAACAUCCCAGUCAGCAUCCGGCUCCCACAAGGCUUUCCGGUCUCCCCCCCAGCCUGCUAUGUUCUGCAAAAGAAUGGUCUCGUGCUGAAGCCACAGCACACCGUAGUCACCCCGACAGGUCUAUGCAACUUCUCGCGGUUUGAAAAAGCGAGAUGGGACCCCAAGCACUCAACCAUGAAAGACCAAGCGGACCUGAUGGCCCGUGUCUUUGGCAUGGAACCCCCGUUGUACUCUCCUGGAAGCGCAGCGCAGCAGGCGCUCGCCUCUGCCGCAUCUUUGUCUCCGUCCUUCUCGCUUCAAAAGCCCACCAUCGCACCUGUGGUUCCGGCAGCCGUCGCGGAAAGCAAACUAGCGGCUAGGCAGGCCUGGGAUCCGAAAGAACCGACCCAGGAAGAGCUGGCUCUUGCUCUCGACGUAGUGGAAACAUUGUUGACCAAACUAGAGGCUGAGGAUGCAGACAACGAAGAUGCCACGGACGAGGCGUUUCAAAGCUUGCGGGAUGAGAAGGUCAAGGUCGAAGACUACCUCAAGACAGUUCGUCGGCUCGCUCGAGAACAGUACCUGAACCGCGCCCUCUCCAGAAAGGCAGCCAAGCUGAAGCCCUUUUUAGAGGAGCGCGAUGCCAAGCUAAAGGCAGCAGAGGCGGAACGGCAUGCGGCCGAGCAAGCGGAGCAGGCGCAGCAGGAACAAGAGGCCGAGCGAUUGCGGUGGGAGGAGCAGGAGAGGAAACGGCAGGAAGAAGAGGGGAGACGGAUGGAGGAUGAAAGAAGGAGGGCGGAAGAGGAGAGGCAACGCGCGGAACAGGAGCGUGUGAGAGCUGAGGAGGAACGGCGACGCCAGGAAGAGGAGCAAAGACGGCAGGAACGGGAGCGCUACGAGCGUGACGUCAUCGAAGGGCAGCGGCGCAUCGCGGAGCUGGCCGCGCAGAGGGCCGCCCAGGAAGAACGAGAUCGGGCGGAACAGGAGCGGCUGUGGCGGGAGCAGCAGGCGGAGCAGGAGGCGCGGAGGCAGAAGGAAGAGGCGGACCGCAGGGUGGCGGAGGAACUAGAGCGGGCCGACCGGGAGCGGCUCCAGCAGCAGGAGCUGCAGCAAAUGCAGGCUGCAAAUACGGUUGGGGUGCAAGGCGGUGGUUGGCCCCCGGGGGGGGGGCAGUUCGGGCCGUACUUCGCCCCACCGCCACAGCCCCCCCACCUCGACCAUUUUCAACCGGUGUUACUUCCCCCACCUAACCCACCUUAUCCUCACAUGCCACCACAGAGUCAUGAGUCCACACCGCCUGUGAAUGGUGACUUCACCCCAGUGCCGGCCUAUCCAUAUCAACCACCCAAUCAACAAACACCUCCUCCCCAGCUGCUUCCACCCCAGCCUCAAUACCAGGUAAGUCCGGGGCCGCAGUUCUAUCCUGGCCCUUAUGCCCCGCCACCUUACCAAAACCAGGGGCCGGUUAUGCUUGGUCCCCCGCCAUUCCCCUAUAUGCAGCCACCCGGGCCGUACGUUCAGCCUCAUGCGGAGGGGGCGUACAUGAUGCCUGGGACGUGGCCGCCACCACCGCCGCAAGGUUACCGAUAACUUUGGGAUAUGUGAUCUAGUGAAGGGCACCGGCACUGGUAGGUAACUUAUAAAAAUGCACAGAUUAUCCAAGGUAUCGGGUGAGAAUGACUCGAAUGUGGCACGAACAUGGGCCUUGACGAUUUGCAUCAAUGUGUUGCUCUUGUGGGACUCAGAGCGAGUCCGCUCAUGAAAGUGAAAGCUUGUCCAAUAAAGAAUGAUGGAUCGAUAGAAAAGCAUACGCCGAUCCUUUUGAGCAACUGCAGCAGCAAUUACAUCAAGCGUCG
Klebsormidium nitens is the source of this 2480-nucleotide messenger RNA. The record is from the annotation of a GenBank genome assembly. NCBI's taxonomy places the organism in Eukaryota, Viridiplantae, Streptophyta, Klebsormidiophyceae, Klebsormidiales, Klebsormidiaceae.